Messenger RNA from Xenopus laevis (African clawed frog), 2195 nucleotides. RefSeq names its product spn like [provisional] L homeolog (gene spn.L). The record is from RefSeq and is a predicted model, not a curated record. Lineage: Eukaryota; Metazoa; Chordata; Amphibia; Anura; Pipidae. The transcript is spliced from 2 exons. The coding region runs from base 188 to 1420 and encodes 410 amino acids.
UCUUUCUUCCUGUUUAAGCCACACUGUGCGAAAAGGAAACCAACCCAUCUGCUGUCACUGGCAAGUCACCUCAAGGCUUUCGGGAACGUGUAGAGAGAGACAGAGCCAAAAGGCAAAGAGUCCAAGAAUCUUGUGUGAGAAACGUCUGGGCGACAGACAAGAGGAAACCAGUUUAAAGGCAAGCGGCAUGGGAAAGCAAAUGAUUUGGUGUCUUGUCCUCUGCCAGUGCUUGUGGUUUUGGGGAGCACUUACAUUGGCAACUGUGCUCCACACUCUGCAGGAGCUCGAUAGCGUAAGCCCCUCGUCUGGUAACGAAAUAGUCACAGAUCAGGUUCAGCAUUCAAAAGUGCCUGAUACAACCACUGCAACUAUAGCUGAAACCCCGGAGAUCACUCAUGAUAAUGGAUCUACUCAAUAUAUAACAACCCAAGCCUUAAAACCAGAAUCAAUGUCUACCCAAGGAAUUGAGCGCUCUGAUCCAGUCCAGGACAAGAAUGAAAGUCGGACUACUCAUUACAUCAAGGACACCGAUUUAUUUUCAGUUCCUACAGAGAAUGGCACUACUCAAAAGGACACAGUUGUGACCUCUGCAAAUGAACUGGAAUCCACCACUGGUGUGAGUACGAGCCUCGAGCCAUCCAUUUCUACUGGGGAAGAUAAAAUAGCAGUUAUUGAUGAAUCAGAUAAAGAGGUGCUGUCUGGCUAUACUACCAAAUCCACUGUGCCCAUAACUUCAACCACCAAACAUGAUGUAACCAAGACCCAUGGUAUAUGUGAUGACACAGGACUAAAGACCAGUCAUGAUGGUCUUCUUACUACAUCCAUUGAAUCCAAUGAUAAAGCCACAGGCCCACAUUCAGGGAUCAAUCAUGGUAGGCACACAACUUCCCUCAAGCAAGAUCAGUCUAAAUAUAACCCCUACCUGAUAUGUAUCAUAUCAAUUUGUAUUGUCCUACUGGCACUUGCUAUCAUUUUCAUCCUGGUCUUGAGGAAGAAGAGGAGAAGCAGAUCUCAGAACUUCAGCAAGCGAGUAAAAAAGGGAGACAACAAGGAUGUAUGGGCAGGACAGAUGCCCGAGUUGGCCGAAGGGAAGGUGACAAUGGGUGCUGAUGAGCUGGACAAUGGCAUGGUUGUAUCACUUUUGGAAGAUGAGCAGGAGAUGACCACUUUUGUCAGUGGGGAGAAGAAGGGGGAUUCAGGAAUAGAGAUUAGAGAAGCAGAGGCUGAAGCAAAUAAGAAGGAGGAUGGAGAGGAGAUGGAAGACAAUGCAGAGAGCCCUGAGGCUCAGGAGGAGCAAAAGGUAACAAAGGAAGAAAAUCUGGAGGUGCAACCCAAUGGUGAAGUGGAGACGAAAGAAGAACAGUUCCCACUCCCUCCUGUGGAACAAGACUUGGUGGGCAAUGAGGACAAAGCAAUUUAGGGCUGAUGUAUGGAACAAUGAUCUGAAAAAUAUGAAAUUGACUAACAAAUCGAAUGUUAUCCCUGGAAAAAACAUUGCGCCUCUAUAUACAUGCUAUGGGAACAAGCAUUCGGCCCAUGUUAUGUCUCAAUAAUCGCAAUUAGCAAAGAGCGGACAUGUUUUUUUAAAUUGGACUUCUUAAUAAUAUAUAAUAAUUGCAGAUGUGAAGUUUGCCUAGAGAUUGUACAUAUUGUAGAUACUCGGCAGCAGUGUGGAAUGCAGCAUGACCACUGGCUGUGUACUAGAUGUAGCCAUUACCACUAUAAAGUAAAUGUACUCAUUAGCAGUACCGAGCCAAUGGGCCCUCUAGAAUAACUUUGCUAAAGGUACGAGUCAUAUAUAAAAUGUAUAAUAUCUGUAAAUACUGUAACUCCCAGCACUGCCCCAACUGACACAGAGCUGGGAGAUACAGUCCAUUGCCUGCUGGAGGGCUGCAGACUGCCCACCAAUAAUUCUAAUGUAGGCUUUCAUUUUUAUUUCAGUUGCUUCUGUGAUUGGCUCUCCGUUCUCUUCACUGCUUGUCCUACUACAGAAACAAUGUAGCAGAGAGCAACUCCAGUUCCCACAAUGCUUUGCGUGCUUCUGUGAUGCUCCUUUUCACAAAAAGCACAGCAUUGUGGGAACUGGAGAGCCGAUUACUGCAACAAUGUUUCAGUAGUCAGAACAAGCGGUGGAAGGAAUAGUAAAGAGAUAAUGCUAUGAAAUAGCUACAUGUACAAUAAACAACUCAGCAUUU